GAAGGUAGGACGUCCUCUUGUGAACAACAAAAACUCUGUGCUCAUACGGCUCAGCGGGAGGAGUGGUGACUGCCACCUAGACUGACAAGCUCACAUCUCACCAAAAGAAAUGUCGACAUCACCUCCUCAAGUGAUUCCAAGAAAGCCUUCUGGGGUCAAAGUGCUGACUCCACUUCGAGAGCUACAUGGUCCCAAUGGGCUGCCCAUCAUCACAGACCCUAAAAGAGAGAACGGCACAAGCGGGAAGUCAAGCCACAAAAAGCUGAUGACUGCAGAAAGAGAAGUUGAAAUCUUGAAUCACUGCUUUGACGACAUCGAGAGGUUCAUGGCUCGCUUGCAACAAACCGCGGAGGCCCGGAGCAUUCUCAACCAAAGGACCAAACGGAGUGCCAAGAAAAGCACCAAAAAUGACAAACAAGACUUGCUGACCAAGAAAGCGACCCCUCCGUCUGAGCAGGAAUUUGUGGACAUCUUUCAGAAAAUAAAAUACUCCUUCUGUUUAUUGGAUCGCUUGAAGUCGUCCAUCUCACAACCAGAUGCACCAGAUCUGCUCCACCACAUCUUUUUACCUCUGAACUUGAUGGUGAAGACCACUGAGGGCCCGACAUUAGCUGCAUCCGUGAAGAGUCCAUGUAUGACCAGAGGUGCUGUUUCUCUGCUCCAAGAGCACCUGACUGGAGAGGAAAAGGAGCUGUGGAAAUUACUGGGACCCAACUGGACCUCAGACGCUUUGCAGCAGACCGUUUCUGUUCCUCCAUAUUCGCCUGUCUUCCUAGACGGGUGGCAGCCUCAGACUCACGACUCAGCUGGUCAGCUGCUGGUAGAUCCCAUCCAGUUGCAGCACGAAGAGGACGCUUUUAAUGAAAGCAUACAGAAGCAAAGUCAACAGGAACAUGUCCAACCUGCGCCCAAGAACUACAGAGAAGGGACUGAAAAAGGAGAUAAAAAUGAGAUCCCAUCAAACGGCGAGAGAUUGUAUCACUGUAAUUACGACUUUGUGGCCAGAAACAAUGAUGAACUCUCCGUACUACAUGGGGAAACACUAGAGGUCCUUGAAUUAUCGUCGGACCGCUUUUGGAAGUGCCGGAAUAGUUAUGACGAGAUAGGACUUGUGCCAUGCAAUAAUCUGGAGCCUCUGUCUGCAUUGAACAACAGACAGAAAAUCCAUCCGGUUCUUCGAACAGAGUCAAAGAAAACGGCUCUCACCCCUCGGUGUUUCUCCUACGUUUCAUCGAGAACCGACGGGUUCAGCCCGACCGCGACCAGCCGAGCAGAGCGAGCCCACAGCAUGAUUCUGCCAUCGAACAUGACAAGAGAAGAUGGCAACCGAGUCAGGGUUAUGAACAAUGAGCUUCUGCAGCGGCUGGCUAAAAAAAGGAACUCGCUUGAAGAGAUGGAGGUUUCCUCCACAGCUGGCAUCUCGAUCCCCCUGAACUACCACUCGGCAAGCGCUGAGGUGAAGGCCUGGCUCUCUGCGAAGGGCUUCAGUCAGGGGACAGUGGAGACGCUGGGAGUUUUGAAUGGAGCGCAGCUCUUCUCCUUAAAGAAUGAGGAGCUGUGCAGGGUGUGUCCUCUGGAAGGAGAGCGCAUUUACCUGCAGGUGCUGGGACAGAAGUCUCUUCUCGAGGAUGUGCGCAAAGUUUCUGAACUAGAGACGGUGGUGGAGAAGUGAAAUCUGAUGACUGACCUGGAUUGGUAAAGUUCAUGAUAUAAGACAAAGAAAUCAAUAGCAACUUAAAGGGAUACGAGACCAAUCUGUUGUACAUGAAGGCUAUAUAAAUUCAUCAGUAACAUGAAGAUUACAUACAUGUGUUAAUAAUAGAGUAAUAUCUGCACUGACAAAAAUAUUUUACUUCUUUUAAAUAAACUCUGUUAACUUUGUUCUUUCUGUUUUCAUUUUGCUAGUUUUAUGUCUUUAAUAUGCUGUUAGGCAUUAUGUUCAUUGUGUCAAAAGGCGUCCUGAACACAGCAUUACAAAAAAGCCUUGUAUUAUUGCACAUGAAGGUUACAUGAACGACGCAUUAAUGAUGCAGCCCUGUUGGCCGCACUGACAUGCAAGGUGUUUUUACUUCACAUGUUCUCAAAAUAAAUUUCUCUUACCGUUUUUAUUUUUGUUGUGGUCACGUCUUAGUUGCUACUCUGUGGAUACUAACAAUGUGAAUAAAAUAAAUGAGACUAAAGUAAUGCAAAAUGAUUACAAUUGUCCAUUAACAGAAAACCUCUGCAGAUUGUUCACUUUUCACAUUCAUGUUUAUUUCAUAUUCAUUUUUAUUAUAUCAUUGUUACAACCGUGUAUUUUCAGUCUAAAUGUACAAACAAUACAUAAAAAAAUUUAAAAAAUCAGUGUUCAUUGUCUGUUGUGUUCAAGACAGAGAG
Messenger RNA from Poeciliopsis prolifica (blackstripe livebearer), 2376 nucleotides. It is a transcript of the gene eps8l1a, whose product is annotated as eps8 like 1a. Gene Ontology annotation, cellular component: ruffle membrane; plasma membrane; vesicle. The coding region runs from base 110 to 1672 and encodes 520 amino acids. The record is from RefSeq and is a predicted model, not a curated record. The transcript has 14 exons. Gene Ontology annotation, biological process: positive regulation of ruffle assembly; Rho protein signal transduction; regulation of Rho protein signal transduction. NCBI's taxonomy places the organism in Eukaryota, Metazoa, Chordata, Actinopteri, Cyprinodontiformes, Poeciliidae. Gene Ontology annotation, molecular function: actin binding.